Molecule: messenger RNA, 939 nt
Organism: Micromonas pusilla CCMP1545
Lineage: Eukaryota; Viridiplantae; Chlorophyta; Mamiellophyceae; Mamiellales; Mamiellaceae
Exons: 1
Coding region: 1-939 (312 amino acids)
Biological process (GO): CAAX-box protein processing
Cellular component (GO): endoplasmic reticulum membrane
Molecular function (GO): metalloendopeptidase activity
Source: RefSeq, a predicted model, not a curated record
AUGGGGAUGCGAGCCAUCAUCGACGCGCUGAAGGCGAACGGCACGUACGGCGUCGCGCAGUGUCUCUUCAUCACGAUCGCGUUCGUCGGGGGCCUGUACAUUUGGCCGCCGUCGCCGCAUCCGCGCGAUUCCCCGCACACGAUCAAAAGACGAUUCUUGAGCCUCGCGAUGACGCUCGCGAUGUGUUGGGUGCCCACGUACGUCUGCAUCAGGGACGAGCACUCGCGAGGGAGCCGCGCGGCGAACCUCGCCGGGACUUUCCACGUCCUGGGGCUGGGGCGCCCGGACGCGGACGCCAUCGACGCCGUCGUGGACGCGGUGCUCAGCGUCGCGUGCGUGAUGUACCUCACCGCCGCGCUCUUCUUGGGGCCGCUGACGCACCUGGCGCUGGACGGGAAGCUCGUCUCCACCUUCGCCGACGCGUUCAGAAUCGACACGGUGUUGAAACUGAGGAACUACGUCGUCGCCCCGGUGUCGGAGGAGUUCGCGUUCAGAGCGUGCAUGGCGCCGCUGUUGAUCCUGUGCGGCCGCUGGUCGGCGCCGGCGGCGCGGAUCUUCACGCCGAUGCGCGCGACGUGGACGUGCCCGGUGUUCUUCGGGCUCGCGCAUCUGCACCACUUCGGCGAGGCGUGCGCGCGCUUCGGUGUCCUCGUCGCGGUGGUGAGCGUCGUCGCGCAGUUCACGUACACCGUCGUCUUCGGGUGGUUCGCCGCGUUCACGCUGUUGCGCACGGGGAGCAUCGCGGGGGCGAUGGCGUCUCACGCGUUUUGCAACGUGGUGGGUUUUCCCGACGUCGAAGGGGCCGUAGCGCACGAGAGGAAGGCGGUCGUGCUCGCCGCGUACGCGUGCGGGAUCGCGCUGUUCACCGCGGGGUUGUGGAGGGUCACGGACCCGGACUUGCACCACGCGAGCUUGUGGGAGGAGUGGAGCGCGCUGUGA